GCCCACAUGAAAGUGAAGGUUUUAACUUCUUUCUACAGGUCAACAACAGUCAUUUAAAAUCAGUGAAGCAUGCAUAACACACCCAUACAAUUCAGUCAGGUGGAGCAGUUGGAGACAGUAAAGGCAGGUUUACUUUUCACACAAAGCUGGGGAAAGUGGGACACCUCCAGAUUGUCGCACCUUUGGAUGGGUGUGGAGAAACUCAGGAUCUGGCUAUAAAGGCACUCAGGUCUCUUACUUGCCAUCAUUUCACUAGUAUACAUGAGUACGCUGAUGCCACGAUGCUGACUUUGAUCCAGCUGAUAAUUUUUCUUUUUUGGACGAGCAUUAGCUCAGCUGAUGCAGAGAAACUUUUCCAUAAACGGGAUCAUUCUGAUGUGCAGAACCUUAAUUCACACCAAGCUCAGGUUAUAAAAGACAAGCACACAGCAGAGUUAUUUCUCUCUAGAUAUGGAUUCAUUAAGCCAGUGAACUGGGAAGAGAUCCAGUUUGAAGAUUCAGAUGCGUCUUUUAAUGAUGACUUCCUGGAUGACAUUCAAGACAUGAUCCAGGAGGGAACCACAGUGCAUCAUUCAAGGGACGCUCCUCGGGAUGGUGAUCAGGAUACCCGCAACAGCUUCACUGAGAGCCAAGCGUUUCUUUCAGCACUUGAAGAGUUUCAGAGGAUGUCAGGUCUGCCUGUCACAGGUGUUUUGGAUGAGGCCACUAAGUCAGCAAUGAACAAACCAAGGUGUGGAGUUCCUGACAGGGAGAUUGAUCUGAACACCCCUACAGCACCUGAGAACAGUAGUGCCGCAGAUACUCAAAACAGUUCGAGCAGCUCUUUAAAUGAAGCUGACAGUAACAACACAGCAACUUUUGAUGCUGCUAAGUCCUUUGAAGAUAACAAAUUCAGUUCUAAUGACACUGAAAGUGCUCUCACGGGUAUUUUCAAUGACACCAGCAGGAAUUACACAGAAGACUUCAACUUAUUCGAUCACAUUUUAAAUAACACUUCUCUAAACAACUCACAUGACAUCAACACGGACAGUCAAACGGUAAAUGUCAGUCUGAACGUCCAUCAGAGCAAACCGGCGCGACGCAGGAAACGUCACCUGGCCGCUCUGGUUACCAAAUACAGGAACCAGAGAGAUCUGAGUGAAACGGGUUUCAUGGCCUUUUCCAAGAGGGUGUUGAAAUGGAGGCUGAUAGGAGAAGGCUACAGCAGUCAGCUGUCUAUUGAAGACCAGAGGUACAUCUUCAGACUGGCCUUCAGGAUGUGGAGUGAGGUGUCUCCGCUGGAAUUUGUGGAGGAUUCACGUUCCCCGCUGGAGGAUGUUGAUAUCAGGCUGGGCUUUGGCACAGGGAGGCAUCUGGGUUGCAAUCAGAGGUUUGAUGGCACGGGUCAAGAAUUUGCCCACGCCUGGUUUCUGGGGGAUAUACACUUUGAUGAUGACGAACAUUUUACUGGUCCAAAUGCCGGCAGUGGCAUCAGCCUUCUCAAAGUGGCAGUUCAUGAAAUCGGCCAUGUUUUGGGUCUGCCCCACAUCUACAGACCAGGUUCUAUAAUGCAGCCCAGCUAUCUGCCCCACGAGUCAGGCUUUGAGAUGGACUGGAUGGACAGGAAAGCCAUACAGCACCUCUAUGGGGGCUGUAAAGGUCGAUUCAACACCGUAUUUGAUUGGAUCAGAAAGGAGAAGACGCCCUAUGGGGACGUGGUCAUCCGCUUUAACACCUAUUUCAUGAGAGACGGAUGGUAUUGGCUGUAUGAGAACAGAAAUAACCGCACACGCUAUGGUGAUCCAGUUGCACUGCAGAUUGGCUGGCGUGGACUUCCCAUGGACGGAGUGGAUGCAUAUGUGCAUGUGUGGUCCAGAAAAAGAGAUGCCGUUUACUUCUUUAAAGGCACUCAGUUCUGGAGGUACGACAGUGAGAAUGACCAGGUGUUCAGACAGGACCCUGAAGGUCACCGGUACCCAAGGUUAAUCUCGGAGGGUUUCCCAGGGGUGUUCAGUCCCAUUGACACAGCCUUUUACGACAGGAGGGACUCCCACAUCUACUUCUUCAAAAACGCCCUUGUGUAUGCUUUCGACGUAGAAGCCAACAGCUUGGCAAGAGGCUUCCCCAAAGCCAUCAGAGAUGUUUUCCCCGCAGUGCAGAACGGAGACCAUCCAGAUGGCAACAUUGAUGCUGCCUACUUCUCCUUCACCCACAAUGCCAUCUUUCUACUCAAGGGCACACGCUUCUGGCAAGUGGUAGGCAGCCACGAUCGCCGGCGCCGACCCUUUCUGCCGCAAAAUGCCCUUCUGCCGCACAGGGAGGUGGACCAGCAGUGGUUCGACCUCUGCAAUGUUCAUCCCACUGCACUCAAACUAACCCGCUGAGAUCAGACAAAAGACAACAGAGAUCCAUUAAGCCCUGCUUAUGUGUACUGAUAUGGUCUACUGAUUCACCUGUUGUUGUGUGUUUGCAUGUUGUGUUAUGUUUGCAGACAUCUACUUUUUAACGUUUAUCUACAAUAUAGCUGGAUGUUUCAGUGAACUUAUUUUCAAUUAGGUGUGUCAAUAACAUAUUGGCUGCUAUGUCUGUCGUAGAUGACGUGUAUUCUGGCGUGAAAACAGUCCUGAAAGACGUCUUAUCAUUAAGAUAUUCAGAGCUUUUGUGAGAAGACAUUAAUUUAUAAAAUGUUUACUUAUUCUUUCCACCUCACUUUACAUACAGAUGUGAGUAUGAUGUUCCUGAGCUGCUUUUUUAAAACCUUGAAGUACUUAUGUGCACUGUAGAGAAAUUACGCAAGUUGUUGCUGGGAUGCAAAAUUAUUACCAGAUCUUCUCAUUUCCCUGAUGAUGAUGGUGAAGAUGAUGAUGGUACAUUUGAUCACAUGGCCUCCUGUUGGCCUCAUAGCACAUGUGCACUGAAUGUAUGAACCUAUCAUUACCUAUCUAAAUUGCCUGCAGGAACUCAAAUCCAUAGUUGCCCACAGGCAGGGAGGAAUAUGAACAUGUGACCUGAAAACCAUGAUAGUGUCCUUUACAAAACAUCAUCUGCAUCUGCAGUUCAACAAGCUCUGGAGCUGAUUUGGAAGAAAACAAUCUAAGCUUUAUCAAUACAAACCUGAAGGUGGUGGAAAACGUCUAUCUAGCAAUCUGCUUCUGCAGAAUCUCUUUUAUUGUGAAAGAUACGGUUAAAGAUUUGUUUACACCUGAUCAAUCAACAGGAGCCUGUUGAAAUUUAGAUUGAAGCGAAAUGAUUGAAAAACGGGCUCAUCUUAUUUCUUAAUGCUGUCCCAUUUUAUGGUAAUCAUUUCAGCACGGUGAGAAGAAACAGGCACUGAUCCUCUAAUCAAUAUGUUACUUGAACACUCUUAUUAAUUCAGCUCAUCUAAGGAGAUUAAGCUCCUGGUGGGCCUCAGAUAACUAGCAUUGUGCUUCAGGCACUCCAUAGGCUAUAUUAAUAAACUGAAGUAAAAAUCAAUUACAAGCCAAGAAACAAAAUGUCAUGGCAGGUGGGGCUACAGGGAGGAAUGUCAUGAGAUGAUGAGUCUGCUCAGGCAUUUGCAGAAUGAGCUUUUCUCCCUGUAAAGAAAGGAAAUGAACACCCUUGUUCACCUGUGAUGCUCAUGUUGUUCAGAUUACAUCCAUUUCAUUAUUUCUUGUCAUUUUCAUGGCAUGUCUAGGAUUCAAGUCAUUUCUGGCUUCUUGGUUCCA
Scatophagus argus is the source of this 3686-nucleotide messenger RNA. RefSeq names its product matrix metallopeptidase 21 (gene mmp21). Gene Ontology annotation, cellular component: extracellular matrix. NCBI's taxonomy places the organism in Eukaryota, Metazoa, Chordata, Actinopteri, Scatophagidae. The coding region runs from base 282 to 2363 and encodes 693 amino acids. The record is from RefSeq and is a predicted model, not a curated record. Gene Ontology annotation, biological process: proteolysis; collagen catabolic process; extracellular matrix organization. Gene Ontology annotation, molecular function: metalloendopeptidase activity; zinc ion binding. The transcript is spliced from 7 exons.